This is a messenger RNA of Nelumbo nucifera (sacred lotus), 2194 nucleotides long. Its product is annotated as Tetratricopeptide repeat (TPR)-like superfamily protein. Gene Ontology annotation, molecular function: protein binding. Gene Ontology annotation, cellular component: mitochondrion. NCBI's taxonomy places the organism in Eukaryota, Viridiplantae, Streptophyta, Magnoliopsida, Proteales, Nelumbonaceae. The record is from RefSeq and is a predicted model, not a curated record.
UCACCAGUAAGUCGAUAAGGAGGUCAUCUGCACAAUACGUCAGGCGUAUUGAUUUACGAAAUAAGAUCUCCAUCGAACGGCCGAAAAUUGGACAUAGGAUGAUUAUUAUCUUGAAGAGACCAAUUCAUCGAAACAAAUGUUGCGAAGAGAGAAGAAAAAGAAUGCAUGCUCUGCUAUGUAGAAGGAUGGCCGUUGGAACCAUAUAUCGAACACUUGCCGCACCAGCCUCUUUCCACUACAUUUCUUCUUCUUUUUCCUUUUGCACUCUAAACCCGGAUGUUUCCUUCGAAGGAAACACAAAAGGGGAGGAACCCAAGUGUUUAUCUUGGAGGGUUGAGAAGCUUCCCAGAGGAGAAUCGGUUGUCUCUGCCUUCCAGAGCUGGAUGGGCGAGGGGUUUUCGAUUCACAGAGGCCAUGUCUUCCAUACAAUUAAUCGCUUGAGGAAGCUCAAUAAGAACAAGCGUGCGCUUGAGGUGAUGGAGUGGGUUAUUAGGGAGAGGCCUUACAAGCUGAAAGAACUUGACUACUCUUAUCUGUUGGAAUUCACAAUAAAGCUUCAUGGGAUAUCUCAUGGUGAGAAACUUUUCUCUCGUAUCCCUUCAGAAUUCCGGAACGAGUUGCUGUACAACAAUCUUGUCAUCGCUUGCUUGGAUAAGGGUGUAAUCAGGCUUUCAUUGGCAUACAUGAAAAAAAUGAGGGAACUGGGCCACCCUAUCUCUCCAUUGGUCUUCAACCGGCUCAUAAUCCUUCACUCAUCACCUGGCCGCAAGAAAGUGAUUCCAAGAAUUCUCACCCAAAUGAAGGCGGAUGGUGUAACCCCUCAUGUCUCCACAUAUAAUAUUCUCUUGAAGAUAGAAGCUAAUCAGCAGAAUAUUGAGGGGUUGGUCAAAGUGUUUGAAGAGAUGAAGCGGGCAAAAGUUGAGCCUAACGAGAUAACCUACUGUAUUUUAGCUACUGCACAUGCCGUGGCAAGGUUGUAUACUGUGGCUGAAGCCUAUGUUGAAGCAGUGGAAAAGUCCAAGACAGGGAAUAAUUGGUCAACAUUUGAUGUUCUGCUCAUAUUGUAUGGGUAUUUGAGGAAGGAGAAACACCUAGAGUGCACAUGGUGUUCCGUGCAAGAGCUCCCCCAUGUUAGAUCUAAGAGUUUUGUGCUGGCAAUUGAAGCAUUUGGGAGGAUUGGCCGUGUAGAUCAAGCUGAGGAGCUUUGGUUAGAAAUGAAGUCAAGAAAAGAGUUGAAGUCAACUGAGCAGUUUAAUUCAAUUAUAUCAGUGUAUUGCAAACAUGGACUAAUUGAUAAAGCUUCAGAGUUAUUUAAGGAAUUGGAGGCAAAUGGGGGCAAACCAAAUGCAAUUACUUACCGACAUCUUACACUGGGCUGUUUGAAGGCAGGGUUGGUACAAGAAGCCUUGAAGACCCUAAAGAUGGGGAUGGAUCAGACAGCCACAAAAACAGUUCGGAGAUCAACCCCAUGGCUGGAGACAACUCAUUCAAUAGUUGAAAUUUUUGCAGACAUGGGUGAUCUGGAGAAUGUGAAGAAGCUGUUUGCAGAGUUGCAAGAAGCAAGGUAUACCAGAUAUACUUUUGUAUACAAUACCCUGAUAAGGGCCCAUCUGAAGGCUAAGGUUUAUGAUCCAGACCUCUUGCGGAAGAUGAUUCUAGGAGGGGCUAGACCAGAUUCUGAGACCUAUAGUCUCAUGAAACUUCUAGAGCAGUUUCAGGACUGACUUUGGCUUGUAAACAAGGAUAGUGUGCUAUUUAUAUUUUAUUUGCAUUCCUUGAAACCUAAAAGUAGAAUUGUGGAUAAAAAGUUGAAUGUGGAGGAAAGGAAUAUCAUGAGGACAUAUUCCAGAUUAUGGUCAAAUGUGGUAGUCCAAUUUGAGAUUUGUAUCACUCAUGAGAGGUUUGGAUACUUUCCACUUCAGCCGUGUGCGUAAAUGUGGUUCUGUCCUUCUAUGUGCACAAAUCAGCUUUCCAACCAGAUUGCUCUUCAUGACAGCCUUAGACAUCUUCACGGCAAUCAAACAUCAUCCUUUUAUCCUUGGGCUAGAAAUUCAUUCUGUAUCUGUUCCUACUUGUCUGCAAGACUGCAACUGUAAUUACUUUGCACUGGCACCUAUUACUUUUAAUAAUUUAUAGACCAUAAAAGUUGGGGGAAGAGAAACUUCACUUUUGUAGACAAAAAAAAAAAAAAAAA